Molecule: messenger RNA, 1176 nt
Organism: Funneliformis mosseae
Lineage: Eukaryota; Fungi; Glomeromycota; Glomeromycetes; Glomerales; Glomeraceae
Source: the annotation of a GenBank genome assembly
AUGUCAGAAGGAGAAAACCCAGCUGUUACGCGUUUUAGAGAUUAUUUACGUAUUAAGACUGUUCAACCUAACCCUGACUAUGAGUCUUGUACAAAUUGGCUUUUAGACCAAGCAAAAGAAAUAGGCUUGUCCUCGCAAGUGUUUGAGUACGUUAAAGGAAAGCCAAUAGUCCUAUUGACCUGGAUUGGUCGUGACCCAGAAUUACCCGCUAUACUUUUGAAUUCUCAUACUGAUGUAGUUCCAGUUUUUGAGGAAAAAUGGGCGCAUGAUCCAUUUGAAGCUUUUAAAGGCGAAAAUGGUGAUAUUUUUGCAAGAGGUGCACAAGAUAUGAAAUGUGUUGGAGCAAGUUAUCUUGAAGCUAUUAGAUGUCUUAAAGAUCAAGAUAAACAACCAUGUCGAACGAUUCACCUUUCUUAUGUGCCUGAUGAGGAAAUUGGAGGUUGUGAUGGAAUGAAACUUUUUGUCAAAUCAGAUGAUUUCAAAAAGUUAAAUAUUGGAUUUGCAUUAGAUGAGGGAAUUUCAUGUUCUCAUAAUGCUUUAAAAGUAUUUUAUGGUGAAAGAGCUCCAUGGUGGAUUAACGUUACAACUAAAGGUAACACAGGACAUGGUUCACAAUUUAUUCAUAAUACUGCUGUAUCCAAAUUGCAUCGUAUUAUCAAUAGAUUUAUGGAAUUUCGUGAAUCCCAAGAAAGACAAUUAGAAAUUGGAAGACAUAAGGACGGAAGAAAGUAUACACUUGGAGAUGUAACAACUAUCAACCUCACUAAACUGGAAGCAGGUGUUCAGCAUAAUGUAAUUCCACAAGAAGCAAAAGCGGGUUUUGAUGUUCGCAUAUCACCAAAUGUUGACUUAAAAGAAUUUAAAGAAUUAUUAGAGAACUUUGUACAUUCUGAGCCUGACACUACAUUGGAAUAUGCUCAAUAUCACGGUGAUAACAGUUGUACUUCACUCGAUGAUGAUAAUGUUUGGUGGGUGACAUUUCAAAUUUUCCCUGCUGCUACUGAUUCACGUUAUCUUCGUGAACGAGGUAUUCCAGCUUUAGGCGUAUCUUAUAUUAAAAAUACUCCUAUAUUAUUACAUGAUCAUAAUGAACGUAUAAAUGAAAAUCUGUUCCUUGAAGGCAUUGACUUCUAUACCGAUCUAAUUACUCAUUUGGCAAACAUUCAAACUAUUUAA